This is a messenger RNA of Fragaria vesca subsp. vesca, 1639 nucleotides long. RefSeq lists its product as uncharacterized. The coding region runs from base 484 to 1485 and encodes 333 amino acids. Lineage: Eukaryota; Viridiplantae; Streptophyta; Magnoliopsida; Rosales; Rosaceae. The record is from RefSeq and is a predicted model, not a curated record. Gene Ontology annotation, biological process: positive regulation of DNA-templated transcription. The transcript is spliced from 3 exons. Gene Ontology annotation, molecular function: DNA binding; DNA-binding transcription factor activity. Gene Ontology annotation, cellular component: nucleus.
UAAAUGGUCGAUGAGGGUUAAGUAGAGAGAGAGAGAGAGAGUAAAGAGCAGAGUGGGUGCAGUUCCAUGGCGGCGUUGCAGGGCUCUAAUUCUGUGCCAUUAUUGCUUCGAACAACGACACCACCAAAAUUGAGAACCCAACUCUUCAUCAACAACAAAACAACUACUUAGUUUUUCCUCUUUCUUACCCUAAAAUAUUUUAGCCCCUCAAAAAAGCUGCCAAACAAAACCCAAAAACCUCCCCACCAGCACAGCAGAGAGAGAUCACAUAGCUAGAUUCACACAGUACUCUAUCUAUCUAUCUAUCUCUCUCGAACUCCGAGUGAGUGAGAGUGAUCAGUAGUACCAGAUCGGUCGGUUCAAAAGAACAAGGUCGAAACCCUGGAAAACCCGGGUGGUGUCAGAAUCACUGAUCCGCAAACAAGAUUUGAUCUUCUGAUAUGGAUUUUUACCCCAAAUUGAGGUCAUUUUCGUGUGCGAGAAAUGGCUGGGUUCUUCGGUAGCUUAGGGGGAGGAAGAGAUCAGGGGGUUAGAAACAAACAAGGUGGAGACGAUGAAAGAGGAGGAAACUUAAACCUGUUUUCGUACGGAAACGAAGAGAUCUACAACAAUUCCAAGGGCGGAUUCGAGUUAUGGCCACAGUAUCAUCCUCACCAUCCUCAUCAUCAUCAUCAUCAGCAGCAAAGCUUGAACUACUACGCGUUUGGAGUGGAUCCUAGCCGUAGAAGCAACCACAACAACUUGGAGGGCAACGUCUCGGAUGACUCAUCUUCGGGGCUGAGACUCACUGUGAUGCGGCAAGGAAGCGGUACCGGUGGCGGAAUGAAUUGUCAGGAUUGCGGGAAUCAAGCUAAGAAAGACUGUCCUCACUUGCGGUGCCGAACCUGUUGCAAGAGCCGAGGGUUUCAGUGCCAAACACACGUCAAGAGCACUUGGGUACCUGCAGCCAAACGCCGAGAGAGGCAGGAACAAUUCUCUGCUCUUCAGCAGCAGCAACAACAACAACAAUUGCAAUUUCCGAAAAGGCAGAGAGAGAAUCAAGCCGGAGGCUCAUCUCUAGCCUGCGUUCGUUUACCCACUAACACGUCAGGGUUGGAGCUUGCACCAUUUCCAGCGGAGGUGAGUUCACCAGCCGUGUUCCGGUGUGUGAGAGUCAGCGCAAUGGACGAUGUGGAUGAGCAGUACGCGUACCAGACGGCUGUGAACAUCGGAGGCCACGUGUUCAAGGGACUUCUCUACGAUCAUGGGCUGGACAAUGCUAAUUACACAAGCGCAACCACCGUCGGCGAAAGCUCCUCAGGCGGCCAACAAGACGGAGGAGGAGGGCAUCAUAAUAAUCAACAGCAACUGAAUCUCAUAACCGCCCCUACAAGCACAAGUGCCAACCCUCCUACGGCGACGUUGCUCGAUCCUACUAUGGUGUUUCCGACUCCGCUCAAUGCUUUUGUGGCUGGUACGCAAUACUUCCCACCUCCGAGGUCUUAGAUAAUAAAAACAGCAAGGGCCAGCUUGCCAUUGGCUUCGCUUUCGUUUUUGCAACUCAAAUCUUCAUGUCUCAGCUACUAGCUAGCUAGAUCGAACUAAUAUUGAUUGUUCCUCUAUUAAUUGCUAUGCCAUUCGAUCAUCAUCGUAGAUCAAG